Messenger RNA from Capsella rubella, 1285 nucleotides. RefSeq names its product pentatricopeptide repeat-containing protein At2g40240, mitochondrial. Lineage: Eukaryota; Viridiplantae; Streptophyta; Magnoliopsida; Brassicales; Brassicaceae. Gene Ontology annotation, molecular function: protein binding. The transcript has a single exon. The record is from RefSeq and is a predicted model, not a curated record. Bases 42 to 1037 code for a protein of 331 amino acids.
UUCGGUAACCCUAAAUCCCUAAUUCAAUUUGUGAAACUCCAAUGUCUCUUCUCCGGCGACGACUUGUGAAACAAUCAGUCAACUUUAGCUUUCAAAUUCUCGCCGAUCGAUCGUUCUCAACCGUGAAGACUCCUCUAGGUCGUCGUAGAACCACCGAAUUUGAUAAACUAAUCAACGAAGCUGGUUGCUCCGGCGAUUUCGAGACCGUGCGCCGUCUUCUAAACAACCGAAUAGUGCUCGGCUCUUUCAACACGAGCGACACAUUCAAAUUUCUCACCAAUACCGCCUCGUAUUCCUCAUGUUUAGAAGAUCUCCGCCGUGUUUUGCCUCAGAUCGACGGCGGUUUCUCGCGAAAAAACGCUUACGACAUUCUAAUCUCUCGUCUCUGCAAGCUCGGCCGCAUCAACGACGCGUUAAUCGUGAUAGGAGACAUGUCUAACGGGAGAUUAGGUCUAACUCCGUCGACAUUUCACCCGAUCUUGUGCGCGCUCACCAGGAAGAACAGAGUCGAAGAAGCUUGGCGAGUUGUGGAAUCGAUGAGAACAAAAUCUGUUCCGUUGGACGUGACGGCGUACAACUACUUCCUUACUUCGCAUUGCUAUGACGGCGAAUUGGAACCGGCGAGCGAGGUGGUGCGUAAGAUAGAGGAAGACGGGAUCUCAACGGAUUCGCGUAGCUACGACGCGCUUGUGCUCGGCGCGUGUAGGGCGGGGAAAGUAGAAGCGGCGAUGGCGAUGUUGAGGAGGAUGGAGGAGGAAGGCGUGACUGUGUUGUACUCGACGCAUGCGCACGUUAUAGCGGGGCUCGUGGAGGGAGGCUAUUAUGCGCUGGGUUUGGAGUUUGUGAUAGCGAACGCCGGGAAAGAUUUGAGGUUGGAUGCUAAGAGUUUUGGGUGUUUGGCUGGUAAGCUUAUGAAGAGGAAGAGGUUCGAAGAAGCGAAGACUGUUUUGAAAGAGAUGGUCAUGAGAGGAUUGAGAAUGAGUGAUGAAUUGAGACAAUUCUAUGAAAGCCAUGUGAAGAACAACGAUGAUGACUAAGUUUAAGUUUGAAAGAUAGAUUUAGUAAAACCAGAGAGAGGCUUUGAAUCGAUUAUAGCUUAAGCUUAAGAAUAGAAACAGAGAUGAAGAGCUCUUGUUUGAUCGAGUUAUUGUCAUGGAACGAAGAAGAUGUGAAUGUGAAGAUAUAUAUUAGAACCAGAACUGCUCUGUUUGUGGCAUUUGAUGUCUUCAAUUUGAAGCAUGUUUCACUGCAACUGUUGGAAUGAACAUGAGCUACAAGAUUGUUA